This is a messenger RNA of Blepharisma stoltei, 609 nucleotides long. The record is from the annotation of a GenBank genome assembly. Lineage: Eukaryota; Ciliophora; Heterotrichea; Heterotrichida; Blepharismidae.
AUGGCUCGCAGCUCAACUCAAUACGACUACCUCAUUAAGCUCCUCAUCAUUGGCGACUCAGGUGUAGGAAAAACCUGUUUUCUCCUUCGUUUUUCAGACGACAACUUCACAGCUUCCCAUCUCACAACAAUUGGGAUCGACUUCAAGCUGAAAACAAUAGACAUCGAAGGCAAAACCAUCAAGCUCCAAAUAUGGGACACGGCAGGCCAAGAACGCUUCAGAACCAUCACGCAAACGUACUAUAAAGGCGCCAUGGGAAUCAUUCUUGCAUAUGACUGCACUGAUGAGAAAUCCUUCAACAACAUCAGAAACUGGGUCCAGCAAAUCAAAAUGCAUGCCAACGAAAACGUCGCCAAAGUGCUUAUAGGAAACAAAUGUGAUAGGCCUGAUAAAAAAAUCUCGACAGAACAAGGCCAAGCUUUGGCAAAUGAGUUAGGCAUACAGUUUUUCGAGACCAGCGCAAAAACUAAUAUCAAUGUCAAUGAGACUUUUCUGCAUAUUGCGAAAGAAAUUAAAGAUAAAAAGCUAGGAGAAGCGCUGGGGGCAACGAACACGGGAGUGAGAGUUCAGAAAGCACAGGGUGGAGCCAAGAAGAAGGGCUGUUGCUAA